UAACACGGUUACACCUUUAAAUCCCCCCCCCUUCCCUUCGCGGGAAGCUUCUCUAUCUGCGAUUGCGCGUCAGCUCCCAUUGGCUGCCGGAUAAUCGGUCAAAAAGAGGGCACAGGACAACAUGUUUACAGCUACUUACAGGCACUAUUAGUGGUUCCGGUUCACUCGCUUUAUUUUAUUUUGCCUUUGUUCGGUUCGGGGCGGCCGUCGACAAUGUUGUUGAGCCGCCUGUCCGCCGCAGCUCUGGAUCAGGCUUUUAAGUCCACGGGCUCGUUUCUAGUGCAAGUCCGAGCGACCAGACUGAGGGACGUCACUUUGACAUUACGCAAGGGUUACACGUUUCAGCGGCGCCGGUGUUUCUGCGUGUCAGUCGUGGGUGUCGACGCAACUCUGGCGCAACUGGGGAAACGGCAACCGGACCGUCGGCUACCUCUCGAGAACCGGAACCCGUCGUGUGCUUUGGACCGGCGACACUUGGACCGGGUGGCGACUGAACCUGCGAAUCGCUCGGAGCGCGUGCAAAGUGGAGGCGGUAUCAGAGACAAUAUCGCGCAGCCGCUCGCGUGUGCAAACCACAGCGCCAGAAGAGAGCCGGUGGGAAAUGUUUUGUUUACAGGUGACUGGCGGCGUUUCAGUGGACUCCGCUCCGCGGGGGCAAUGCAGACCAGAGCUUUGUCCACGAAGAAGAAGACCGACGCGGGCGAGGAGCCGGCGGCGAACAACAAAGGGGCCGAGCAGAAUUUAAAGGAGGCCUCUUCUACUUCCUCAUCUAUAGCGAAUGCCCCAGGGGAGCCGGAGGCAGAGGGAGGAAAACCAAACAAGACCCAGCAGUUAAAGAAAGUCUUCAAGGAAUAUGGAGCAGUGGGAGUUUCCUUUCACAUUGGGAUCUCCCUUAUGUCUCUGGGAAUGUUCUACCUCCUUAUAUCCAGUGGGAUCGAUAUGGCGGCCGUGCUCUGCAAAGUGGGCUUCAGCGAGGCGGUCGUUCGGUCUAAAAUGGCAGCAGGAACUAGCACGUUCGUCUUGGCCUACGCCAUCCACAAGCUCUUCGCUCCGGUUCGCAUCAGCAUCACUCUGGUGUCCGUGCCUCUCAUCGUGCGCUACUUCAGAAAGACUGGUCACUUUAAACCACCCACACCUGCCCCCUGAUGACCCUCCUGGUGAGGCAGCAGACAUCCUGACUGUUAAUAGCCGUAAUUAAAACGCCUGUAUAUAUCCUUACUCAUUUGCUUUCAUCUAGAAAUGACUCGCCUUUUCAUCAGUCAUUGUGAAUUCAGGUGAAACAUUUCCUUCAUUAGUUCCAGUAGAAUCAAUGUGUUCAACUGUGUUUACUGAAAGAUACAAAAUUGAAGUAUAACGGCUCUUUGUAAAACAAGUGUAUUUGGAGUCGGGUUUUUAAUGUGUGUGUGUGUGUGCAUUCCAGAAACAAGCUGAAAAGCUCAAAUAUUUAUUUACAAUCAGAGGUAUGAUCAGGGAUUUUAAGCUCUUUCCUUGGGCGGGUUUGUCCCUUAAUGCUGUAAAGGUUCAAUGUGGGAAAAGCUGAUCUCUCCUCCACUGCUGCCGGUUCGCUGACAAGGCCAUGUUCCAUGUGCUGGUGUUGCGUGGAUCAGCAGAAUAAUUCAGGUUCUCUCUCUGUCUCCUACCUCGCUCCUCUUUCUAUCCUUACUUGGCUCAGACUCGCCUGAGCCGUUUUUUUAUUUCCUGCCGUUGUUUUUGCUUCCCUGACAUUUCUCCUCUUAACACCUCUCCCGGCAUCUAUUUUCUUCUUCGUCUUCUUAUACCUCUUUGCUGUGCCUCCUGUCUUCUCUCCCUCUUGUUCUUUAAUUUAGCAAAAGCCACUGCCUGAGCAGUAAUGUCUGGUACAUUCAUCUCUGAGUGAAGCUGAUGGUAGUUCAUGGCAAGCUUUGGUUGAAGAAUGUUGGUUUGUGAAGGUUUUUUUAUUCUGAUUGAAUGGACUGUAUUUAACUAUUAAAAACAGAAGCCCUCUUUCAUAUGUAGUGUUUUUGUUAUGAAUUACCGCCACCACACAAUGAGUCAACUGACACUGACGUGCCACCUUUGGUUGCAUUUCUCCUUUUCUACCACACCGGGGAGCUCCUGAACUACAAAUACAGAGCCACGCUUCCUCCAUUAAUCCGACAAAACUGCAACACACAGUUCUCAUCUCUCAUAAGAUUGAAUGUCUUUGUACUCUUAAUGUCUCCAAGAUGGAUAUCAGCAUUAUAUCACCAGAAGGAGCAUCGCUCCUCAUGCGUCCUACAAACAUGAUGCUAAAUGCUUCCCAAACUUCUUUGGCGUUGUUCAGUGUGACAGAUCGUCGUCUACAAAGCAACAAUAAAGUCGGUGUACAAAUGUUGGGAUAUUACUCAAAACAUAAAGUCAUUUACAGAAUUUCUUGUCGCAGGCAACCGGAUGAUAAUUUAACUUGAAACACUCGUCUGGAAAAACUACAUUAUUAAAAAGGUUUAAAUAAAGCUCUGCCAUGAUGGUCGACCAUAUGUUUCCUAAGGGGUUAUGUCCUACACUGACCAAUUUUAGUCCUCAUAAGAAUUCAUUAUUUCUGGCUGUAUUUCGUCACAGCAGGCAAGAUGCAUUUCCUCUCCUCUCUCUGCCUUCCUGUCCUCUCUUUCUCUCUUUCCACAAUGGUUUGAAGGGUCAACCGGCACACCUCGGCUGGUGUGGUGUCCCUGAAGAUCUGUAUUGAACGGUAGCUGGUAUGAACAAGACCUGAUUUCCUCUCUCUGUGCGAGUGUGUGCUUGUUUCUUGGGCCGGUAAAUAAUUCAGCAAGGACACUUGUAUAAGCAGAACUAAGAGAGUGCAUGGUGGUCUGAGCCAGAUAUCAACCCGGCUUAUUCAGAAAUAGUUUUUUUUUGGCAGCACUGUGACACGAAGUGAUACAAACCGAUCUUACACACACACACACACACACACGCAUAUAUCUACACAGAGGUAGAAGGAGAAGCCUGGGCCUCAUUAGCCAUGAUGAGGACAGGGAGCUGCCAUCGCCUCUCCAUCCCCUGCAUGUCCCCCAUGGCUAGGAACAAAUUGGUGACAGCGCUCCCAGCCACUCUGUCGGGCUACCUGCGAUGCACUGGGCUCCGUCAGGCUCCUCUCCUUCCACACUGCUGUGCAUUUGCGUAUUAAAGUGUGCGUGUAGAAGGAGAGAAAGCUUGACUCCCGAGAAAAGGAAGAGAGGCAAGAUCAGCUCCUUGGUUACACUCCCCGUCACCUUUUGCUCGGCCCAGAACUGAGUCGUGAUACAAAUGAACACUUCAUCUGGAUGGCCUUGAGUUUUAUGAAGGGCCCCUCCCUCAGCACGAAGAGGGUUCAAGGGGGUUCAAAUCCCAGCAUCGGCUCCUUACUUGACCCCCCGCGACACCUUUUUUAUUGAAGUCGGAAACACCGUCGGCGUCACCAAAGAGUGAAUCCAUUACGGCUGCACAUUCAGAGCCAGGCUGCAUUUCUGACACGAGAGUUGGAAGGCAUGUGUGAAUGUAGCAGUUGCAAAGUGCUGAUGCAUGCAGUGAUAUAUGAACAUAUGGCAACAACACAUACCCUCUUCCUCACGCACAGACGAUAUACCCACACACUCACUCCCUGACAAGCAGCCUUUUCGCACAUCAACAUUAUUUUUCUCUUCAUUUUUUACCAUUUCUUACCAUUUCCUCUCCAUCAUUUUCUGCACCUGCUCAUUAUCUCCUCUUAUUACCUCUCCCAAUUUCCUGACCCGCUCGGUAAACUUGUUAGCCCUCCGGAUUCUAAAUAGAGAGGCACCUAUUCCGUCAACCUCGAAUGUUCAAAGGCAUCCUGUGAAUUCCUUUCCAGACAGGGCUGGCAGACAGUUUCAAGGUGCACGCAAUCACACACAACGCUCUCCACCCUCCGUCUACCUCUUAAUUCUUUUGCUUUAACCCUCCUAUUUUUUGGCCGACCCUCUAUACCUUUUUCCUCUCGCUCGAGCAUCUUUCUCUUUCGCUCUCUUUUCCUCCCUCCUCUCUCCUGUCUUGGAGUUAAGUUUAGCAGAUGCACCUGAUGGCAGCAUCAUCCUGGAGCACCUGUCAGCUGUCUGCCUUCAUCACGGCUCCUCUGCUGCCACAAGGGCUACGGGGAAGUAAACCUGGAGACAGUCGCUACUAUCAACAGCUGCAUCUUAUUAUUUUAAACACUGGUGCCAGUCAAUUUCUACCAUAGAUGCGUGCAUUUAUUUUUGCUCCUCCUCAGUCUCAUUGCUCCUCAGGAUUCAGAAGCUCAGCUGUUAAAUGUGAGCAAUUAUAAACCAGCGAAAGACUGCGGCGAGGUGGGAGACGGAGAGGAAGAGAGUUUAUCCAGCCCGUGACAAGAGGAGAGGAGGGAGAGGAAGCAGAAGGCAGAAACUGUCAAAAAUGUUUUUGGCAGAUGUGGAUUAUGUUUUUGACUGUCUGGUACUUUAACUUGGCUGAAUGCCUGCCGCAUGUCGAACAGGCAGCCGGGUCAUUCAGUUUGCACUUUGUUAAUGCAAUACUUCAGAAUACUAGAUGUAGUGUCCGGCCAAACAUCCGUCUUGUCUCAGUCAAAUUAAUGCUCCGCUUUUCAGUCAAACUGGGCCCUCCAUUUUGUUUUCAGUGGAUUCACAAUGACGUACUGGGCGUAAAAAUAUUGAUUUGGCUGAAGGGGCUGAAGGAAAUUGUUUCCUCAAAAGAUUUCCGAGUGAUUCAUGAACAUAACAUAUAUUCAGCAUUAGAUGCCAGACAGCAUACUUAAAUAAAAAACGGCUCUCCUACGUUUGAUGUUUUCGUAUAUGAUCACGAAUUGGUGCAAUUAUGAUGUCUCGUAUCACAUACAAAUGCUAGUUAUUAUAUAUUUGAUUUGUUUAGCUUUACAUUAUUUUCAUGCAGGUGGAGCUUUAAUAUAUGUUUUGCAGUGUGUUGCCUUCUGGUUGAUGUUAUUAUCUCUGCUUCUGUCAUGCACUGUGCAUAACAUUAACAUGUUGUAUUGCUGGUGUUAAGCAUGACCACCCUCCUCAUUUCCUCUUAAAUCACCUCUAGAUAGUAGAAAUGAGAAAAUAUACACUAACACUGUGUUUCCUAGUCAAUAAUAAGAUUACUUCACAGUUUUAGUGCACAGUUGCCAUAUUACAAACUUAUUUUUACAACCCAAUACUUUUUUACAGUUCCAAAAAGGGCAGAUCACAUGAGACCGGUUUUAAGCAUCAUUAUCACAUCCACUUGUUCUGGAUGACAAAACAAGGGUGUCCAUUUUUGUUUCAUUCCUGUGUGUGUGUGUUGUGAUAUAAAUCUGUGCCAGUAACACAACUACAGCAAGUAAGAAAGAGGAAAGAGGCUCUCCGAGAUCGAAUAGAAUGCAAUACGCAACGUCUGAAGAUCUCGGCAAUGAAGUUGGUGAAUAAAAUGUUGUCAUAAAAGAGAAAUGAUGCCAAAAGUAAUGAAAUAUUAACAUCCGA
Molecule: messenger RNA, 5438 nt
Organism: Cyclopterus lumpus (lumpfish)
Lineage: Eukaryota; Metazoa; Chordata; Actinopteri; Perciformes; Cyclopteridae
Gene: mims2
Product: family with sequence similarity 210 member B
Exons: 3
Coding region: 214-1146 (310 amino acids)
Cellular component (GO): mitochondrion
Source: RefSeq, a predicted model, not a curated record